Dioscorea cayenensis subsp. rotundata (Guinea yam) is the source of this 533-nucleotide messenger RNA. RefSeq lists its product as uncharacterized. The transcript has a single exon. The record is from RefSeq and is a predicted model, not a curated record. Lineage: Eukaryota; Viridiplantae; Streptophyta; Magnoliopsida; Dioscoreales; Dioscoreaceae. Bases 103 to 510 code for a protein of 135 amino acids.
ACAAAGACUUGGUUCAAAUUUGCUCUUCUUCUUCUUCUUCUUCUUCUUCUUCAUCAUUAAUACUUCUCCUGAAGAAAACCAACCUUAAUUUUAAGCUAAGUGAUGGCUCAUUUAAACUACAUCAGACUUGGGCGGAGGUGGCGGCGAAUGAGAGGUUUCCGGCUAAACACUCACCGGUGCUCCGUUCACAGGCUACGAGUUCGUCUGAUGAGCAUCCUCCAUCUCUUGGCUGGUUGUUUGAAGCCACUGAAAAGAGGUUUUAGAAGCUGUAAUAACAGUAACAGUUCAUGUGAGAGAAGCAUGAGCAGACGUGGCCUUGUGUUUGAAGAUCAACAACAACAACAACGUUCAAGCUUUGCUGGUAACAAUUGUAAGCAAAGGCAUUGCAGCCGUUCAAACUCUUUCUAUGCAGAAGCCAUUGCUGAUUGUUUGGAGUUCAUAAAAAGAUCAUCUGUUUCUGUUGAUAAUAAUCCUUCUGCUGUUGUUGUUUCUUCUCAUGAUCAAUUCUAGUUUUUUAUUUUGUUUUCAUUUUA